Torulaspora globosa is the source of this 867-nucleotide messenger RNA. RefSeq names its product pyridoxal phosphate homeostasis protein. Gene Ontology annotation, cellular component: intracellular anatomical structure. Gene Ontology annotation, molecular function: pyridoxal phosphate binding. The transcript has a single exon. Bases 1 to 867 code for a protein of 288 amino acids. The record is from RefSeq and is a predicted model, not a curated record. NCBI's taxonomy places the organism in Eukaryota, Fungi, Ascomycota, Saccharomycetes, Saccharomycetales, Saccharomycetaceae.
AUGGUAUUGAAGGGAACCGUAAGAGCGAUUGGGUCGAGUAAACUGAAGCCGCUUUUCGUCAACAGACCGGUUAGCUUGAGCAGCAGAAUGUCGCAAAAUUUGUCAAUAACGUACGAUGUCGAGAGGCAGAAGGAAUUGAUUGGUCGGUAUGAAAGAGUUAAGAAGAAUUGCGAAAGAUGUGUUGUUGGCAACUCGAAAGGAAGUGAUGAUGUACUAGUUUUGGCAGUUUCAAAGUUGAAGCCGGUUAGCGACAUAAGGAUUUUGUAUGACCAUGGUGUAAGACAUUUUGGUGAGAACUACGUACAAGAACUGGUGGAAAAGGCGCAUAUCUUGCCCCCAGAUAUUCAAUGGCACUUUAUCGGUGGUCUACAGACUAACAAAUGCAAGGACCUGGCUAAAGUGAAGAACUUGGCUUUUGUAGAGACUAUUGAUUCGCUGAAGAAAGCAAAGAAGCUGAACGAGGCUCGUCUGAAGUUCAAUGCUGACGCGAGCCCUAUAGCUUGUAACGUGCAGAUAAAUACUUCGAAUGAAAGCCAGAAGUCGGGUCUGCAGGAGGAGGAAGAGAUUUUUGAGAUUAUAAGGUAUUUCCUGGAUGAAAACACCAAGAACAUUACGUUGAAUGGGCUCAUGACGAUCGGUUCGUGGGAAACAUCGCAUUUGGAAGACCCGAAUGAGGAGAACGCCGAUUUCAAAAGAUUAGCCGAAUGGAAGGAGAAGAUUGACGCCAAGUUUGGUACUAAUUUGAAGCUCUCUAUGGGGAUGAGCUCUGAUUUUGAGAAAGCCAUCAAACAAGGAACAUCGGAAGUGAGGAUCGGUACCGACAUCUUUGGCAGUAGGCCACCUCGGAGUGAGGCAAAAUUGAUUUGA